This is a messenger RNA of Neltuma alba, 1544 nucleotides long. RefSeq names its product probable protein phosphatase 2C 59. The transcript has 9 exons. The record is from RefSeq and is a predicted model, not a curated record. Gene Ontology annotation, biological process: protein dephosphorylation. NCBI's taxonomy places the organism in Eukaryota, Viridiplantae, Streptophyta, Magnoliopsida, Fabales, Fabaceae. Gene Ontology annotation, molecular function: protein serine/threonine phosphatase activity; cation binding. Bases 148 to 1173 code for a protein of 341 amino acids.
AAUACCCCCGGUUUUCUUCCUCUUUCUUCCUUUUCUCCUCUAUCGUCUAAAACUCUCUGUCCCUCCAUGUCAUGGCAUUUCGGCUCUAUUCUUCUUCCUCAGGUUAAACUUGACAGCUAUUAAGUUCUGAGUGACCCCACUCAUGUCAUGAUAACUUGGAAUCAUUGGCACGCAAGAAUCAGCUAUACAUACGCAAUACAGCUUUUGUUUCUUCACUUUCUCAUAUUGGUCAAGGAAAGAGUAUCUGGGUACCCAGAAUAUUCAAGCUAUAAUAUGGGCUAUCUCAAUUCAGUUUUGUCCUCUUCAAGCCAGGUUCAUGCUGCUGAAGAUGCCCCUGUGAGCGGCGGAGGCCUCAGUCAGAACGGAAAGUUCAGUUAUGGAUAUGCUAGCUCUCCUGGCAAGAGAUCUUCAAUGGAAGACUUUUAUGAGACGAGAAUUGAUGGUGUUGAUGGUGAAAUUGUUGGCCUCUUUGGAGUUUUUGAUGGUCAUGGUGGCGCACGGGCUGCUGAGUAUGUCAAGCAAAACCUCUUCAGUAAUUUGAUCAGACAUCCAAAGUUUAUUUCUGACACCAAAUCAGCUAUUGCUGAUGCAUAUAGCCAUACCGAUUCUGAAUUUCUCAAAUCAGAAAACACUCAAAACAGAGAUGCUGGAUCAACUGCUUCUACUGCAAUUCUGGUCGGUGACCGUUUGCUUGUUGCAAAUGUUGGGGACUCCAGAGCUGUUAUAUGCAGGGGUGGUAAUGCCAUUGCUGUCUCUCGAGAUCAUAAGCCAGACCAAACUGAUGAGAGGCAAAGGAUUGAAGAUGCCGGGGGCUUUGUCAUGUGGGCUGGAACUUGGAGAGUUGGUGGUGUUCUUGCUGUUUCUCGGGCAUUUGGUGAUAGACUCCUGAAGCAGUAUGUUGUUGCUGAUCCAGAAAUCCAGGAAGAAAAAGUUGACAGCUCUCUUGAGUUUCUCAUAUUGGCCAGUGAUGGGCUAUGGGAUGUUGUCACUAAUGAGGAAGCUGUUUCUAUGAUAAAACCAAUUGCGGAUGCAGAGGAGGCUGCAAAGAGGCUGAUGAAUGAAGCAUACCAAAGAGGCAGUUCUGACAAUAUAACUUGUGUCGUUGUUCGUUUCUUGACGAACCAAAACGGCGGCGCUUCUCGAAGUAGCAUGCGUCCUUCAGUAGAAGGAUAGAAAGAAGAUCAAAAUCCCUGCUUGGCUAUGCGGUUUGUGGCGGAUUGAAAGAUGGGAUGUGUCAAAAUUAUGCUUUAUAUAGUUCAUCAUAGGUAUUUCAUAUAGUCAUGUAUUAUGUUGCACGAAUAGAAAAACAAUAAUUAAAACUCAUAAUGAUCAUCUAGAAUGGAGCUGUGCGUGCGUAACCAGUGGGGGAAUAUGUGUAAAGAGUUUGUGGCCAAAGUUUCCCCACCCAGAAAGGGUCAUGCCUUGGUUGUUGUUGAAGUUCUCUUUUAACUUGUUCCUGUACUGUGUAACUUUAUUUUACAUGAUUCAUGGUUUGUAUCAAGUGUAGUAUUUAUAAUCCUAUGAAAGACGUCGUGUGAAUGGUA